This is a messenger RNA of Polistes canadensis, 848 nucleotides long. RefSeq lists its product as uncharacterized. NCBI's taxonomy places the organism in Eukaryota, Metazoa, Arthropoda, Insecta, Hymenoptera, Vespidae. Gene Ontology annotation, biological process: regulation of transcription by RNA polymerase II. Bases 85 to 777 code for a protein of 230 amino acids. The record is from RefSeq and is a predicted model, not a curated record. The transcript has 3 exons. Gene Ontology annotation, cellular component: transcription regulator complex; nucleus. Gene Ontology annotation, molecular function: DNA binding.
CGCAUCCGGUCGGUACAGUUUGACUUGAUCAUGAGGUGUGAUCUCACUGAACGGUGCAUAACAUUUUGACAAGUCAAAGUGAAAAUGUGUGAGACCGAAAGAUUAAUCGAUCUUGUGAAAAAUUAUCCAAUCUUGUAUAAUAUGAAGAACAAAUAUUACAAGGAUAUUAAUAAGAAAGCAACGGUGUGGAAAGAAAUAGCAAUUCAAUUGGACUUGGAAGAUGGAACAGUAGCAAAAAAUAAAUGGAGGCACCUUCGUGACUGUUAUGGAAAAUAUUUACGAUCACAAUCAGAUGCUAUGGGCCAGAGUAACAAAAAAUACAGAAGAUGGACUUGGGCUAAUCAAAUGGAUUUUUUAAAACCAUACGUAACCACUAGACAAAUCGAUUCAAUUCAUGUAGGAAGUCACUCAGAUAGUGAUACAGAUACAAAGAUCAAAAGUGAACCUGCUGCCCACAAAGAUAUGGUGCAAUAUUUUAAUGACUCUCAUCAUAACGAAGAAACGUCAGUUCCUAGGCAUUGCUCGAUGCAACCGACUUUAAAUCUAAAUAUGCCCGAAGAGACAAUAGAAUAUUUACAAACGACAAAAGUACAAAAAUGUAUGGAUGCAAUGGAUUUGUUAUUCUUAAGUUAUGCGCAAACAUUGAAGACUCUUUCUCCUCAGAGACAAAUAGCAAUCAAAUUACAAAUUGCACAAAUUAUAAAUAAUGCAGAAAUAGCACAACUUGAGGAACGCGAUAGAUUACGUUAUCCAACAUCGUCACCAUCACCUACAUAAUAUUUGUUAUAUACAUAUAUAUAUAUAUAUAUAUUUAAGUUAAAACAUAUAUAUUUUUUAUAAACGAUCAG